CGCGAUACGGCAUGGCUUCUGCCGCUAAACUGUUGUCUUCCGCUUCGCACGGGCUGGCAGCCAGCAGGGCCAUCGGUCCUGACUUACGUACCAACCCCACCUUCUCUGGCCAUGUUCGUCCGGUAUUCCGGAUGGACACCCCAGGGUCAGGCCACCCCCGCCUAUUCGCGUCGUCUGAACGAGUUAGAUCGCUCCUGCGGUCUAGUCGGUCUCAAGGAGUGCCUUACGUUGUUACAUCGGCCUACACUGCGCCAACACGUCCAAGGUUAGGUGGCGGUAGUGUCCAAAUUUCUGUCUCUCGCGUCACGACCCAGAUCAAGCCGGGCCGGCAACUUCACGCUUAUAAUUAGCCCUCGACACAACUUGUAUGGGUUUGAAGGCGCAGCACAGUGUGGUGGCGUCUCUAUACUUAUAGGCAGGACUUCCCCACUGCAGUUAGUCAAGUGUACGUCGGCAACCUGGGCUAUUCCCGCAGUCCGUGGCCGCAAAGAGUCUCAAUCUUCGAGCUCGCCGCAGUCCACCGCAAUGUUCUCUUCACCUCUUCUUUGCCUUUACGUGUUCUGUAUCACGCAUGUACUCGGUGCCAUCUUCGAAAGCCCGACACCAGAAAUUCUCAACAGCAAGUAUGACAUCAUCAUCAUUGGUGCGGGUGCUGGAGGUGCGGUAAUGGCCAACCGGCUUACUGAGGACAACAGUACAAAGGUUCUGCUCAUUGAGGCGGGCGGAAGUGAUUUCAUGAACACCAAUAUCUUGGCCCCUGGUCUUGCCACCAGUCUGUCGCGGUCAAAAUUUGAUUGGAAUUUCACGACGACCCCUCAAGUCGGUCUCAACAAUCGUUCCGUACAGUACCCGCGAGGAUUCGUUCUAGGUGGUUCGACAGCUAUCAAUCUAAUGAUAUACAGUCGGGGUACGAUUGACGACUUCAAUCGUGUCGCGAACGUCUCUGGGGAUGAGGGAUGGUCCUGGAAUGAGAUGCUUCCGUUCAUCUUCAAGGUCGAUAACAUGACCACUCCUACAGACGGGCACAACACCACCGGCCAGUUCAAUCCAGCGUUGCAUAACACUGACGGCGUAGUAGAUAUCAGCGUUCCGGGGGUAUCCCUGGAUAUUGAUGCGCGUGGACUCAAUGCGUCUCAGGAGUUACCAGAUGAAUUUCCAUUCAAUCUCGACUACAACUCCGGAAACACGACUGGUUUCAGUUGGACACAGGCAACUAUCCAUGAUGGUCGGAGAACUACCUCGGCUACGUCCUACCUCGCGGAAGCAUUCAACCGAACUAACCUUGAUAUCCUCGUCAACACUCGCGUCACGAAGAUCGCGCCCGUUGGAGAGGUCAACGGAGUCCCUGACUUGCGUAGUGUUCAGUUCGCGCAAUCUGCCAAUGGUACUCUGUACACCCUCGAGGCCGCCGAGGAGGUUAUUCUCUCUGCUGGCGCAGUGCAGUCCCCUCACAUUCUGAUGCUAUCGGGUAUCGGCAACAAGGACCACAUCUCCUCUUUUGGAAUCAAGACACUCGUCGACUUGCCUGCAGUUGGCACUAACAUGCAGGACCACGUCUUCCUCGGCAACUCCUGGCUGGUCAAUUCAAACUUCACCCUGGACGACCUUCACCGAAACGCCACGCUCUCCGCUGAGCAAUUGCAGAUUUGGGAAGUCAACGGCACAGGUCUGAUUGGUCUUCCUCCGACGAACCAAUUCGCCUGGCUCCGAGUGGACCCUUCCGUGUUCCAGAGCCUGAACGCAACGGAUCCGAGUGCCGGGACGACGUCCGCGAACUUCGAGAUGAUCAUCAGUGAUAACUUCGCCUCCAAGCGCGUCGCGCUUCCAGCUGAAGGACGUUUCCUCACCUUUGUGACCAACGUCGUCUCGCCCAGCUCUCGCGGUAAUAUCUCUUUGGCAUCAGCGAACCCCUUCGACGCGCCUCUCAUUAACCCUAACCUCCUUGGAACGGACGUGGACGUUGCAAUUAUGCGCUCCGCGAUCAAGGCUGCGCGUGCGUUUGCCGCUGCCCCUGCGUGGUCUGACUACAUCAUCAGCGAGUUCGGCGCAUUCGCAAACGCAACUACAGACGAGGAACUGGACGCGUACAUCCGGGAUAAUGCGGACACUGUGGACCAUCCUGUCGGGACGGUGCCGAUGGGUAAGGGGUGUGAGGGGGCGCUCAACGCAGAUCUAACUGUAAAGGGCACUGCGGGGUUGAGGGUUAUCGACGCGUCUGCCUUCCCGUUCGUCCCUUCGGGGCAUACGCAAGGUCCCACUUACAUCUUGGCGGAACGGGCUGCAGAGCUCGUCAAGGCAAGUCUGGGACAGCAGGAGCGUAGUAGGCAUCACCGCGGUGGUAACAAGUACUGAGGCCUCUUGCAUGUCGUUCAUUUUGAGCAUGCCGUCAUCUUGAAGACGUGGGUAGUUGGCUCCACAUGUCGACAGGAAAAGUAUCACCAAUUGCGUCCUGUAUAGUCAUCAUGAGAAACUUGUAUACACGACCGC
Molecule: messenger RNA, 2487 nt
Organism: Dichomitus squalens LYAD-421 SS1
Lineage: Eukaryota; Fungi; Basidiomycota; Agaricomycetes; Polyporales; Polyporaceae
Product: alcohol oxidase
Exons: 15
Coding region: 526-2352 (608 amino acids)
Molecular function (GO): flavin adenine dinucleotide binding; oxidoreductase activity, acting on CH-OH group of donors
Source: RefSeq, a predicted model, not a curated record